Blastomyces gilchristii SLH14081 is the source of this 1882-nucleotide messenger RNA. Its product is annotated as [acyl-carrier-protein] S-malonyltransferase. Gene Ontology annotation, biological process: fatty acid biosynthetic process. Gene Ontology annotation, cellular component: mitochondrion. The transcript has 2 exons. Gene Ontology annotation, molecular function: [acyl-carrier-protein] S-malonyltransferase activity. Bases 513 to 1733 code for a protein of 406 amino acids. The record is from RefSeq and is a predicted model, not a curated record. NCBI's taxonomy places the organism in Eukaryota, Fungi, Ascomycota, Eurotiomycetes, Onygenales, Ajellomycetaceae.
ACUCGUGGCAUCAAUUGUACGCUCUGCAGAAUCUCUGACACGACUUGUCAUCUCUUUUGGUUGAGACUCAUCCAUUAUCCCAAAGGAUUCGCCAACGGCGCGACACUACUCACUGCAUUGCUGUGAUGGCGAUGAGAUAGUUGUCAAAUAAUCAAUCCCAACCAGAGCCGUUUAUUAAAAGCCGCGGGGGUUGGAACAAUCCAAUCCCCAGUGAGCAGCCGGUAGCAUUGGUACAAGUACAGAGCUGUACAGAGUAUGGUAUGGUAACGUUUUCGUGCCAUACAGUAUUUAAAUAAGCACUCUUUCCUGGUAUCAUUGUAUGACCAACGCGUAUCGUAUGUAUCAUAUGUAUAUAUGUUUUCCCCGCCGCGCUCUUGCUCGCUAUAUCAACUCGCUCGGGUUUAAAAGUUCACAAUCCAGCGCAACCUUCCAACGCAAAAGUCUUGUUGCCUGAGAUAUUCUUUGUUGGUCAACCAGAUGGUCAAGCCUCCAUAUCACAUAUCUCAUCAUUCAUGGUGUCCCCGUUAUUUAGUUCAUUUCGACUAGCGACUCGCAGCCAGACCAAGCUCCCACGAUGCCACUCUCCUUCGGUUUAUGGUCAUCAUGUAUCAUGGGCCGAUCCAGCGGUCAAAUCUAGAUUCCCUAUUGGGUUUUCAGUGUCUCUUCACACGGCACUAUUUUUUCCUGGCCAUGGCGUUCAACGAGUGGGAAUGACUACCCCGUGGUUGGACGCUUUCCCAUCCACCGUGAAGCCGUUUCUAGAAGAAAUGGAUAGCACUCUUAACGUUCGGCUCUCGACGAUUAUCUCGGACGGGCCAAACUCGAACCUAAACAAGACUGAGAAUUCUCAACCUGCAAUCAUGGCGACGUCGAUAUUGAUCCUUCGCGUUCUCCAGGAACAUUUUGGCUUCGAUACAAGCACACAGAUCGAUGUUGCGUUGGGCCAUAGCCUUGGAGAGUACGCUGCUUUGGUGGCUGGGGGUUAUAUAGGAUUUGGGCCAGCUCUCAAGAUGGUUCGACGCAGGGCAGAGAUGAUGGCUCAAUGCACCGCUGACGCAGGAAAACUGACCGGGGAAACUUAUGGGAUGGUGGCGCUCGUCUGUGAGCCUGAUCGGUUGGCAGACUUGAUUACAACAAUCCAGGAAUUCUUAGACCAUGGCUCUCGGUGGUCAAACGACGAGGGCAACUACGAGCUAUCGCCAAUGCAACAAGUUUCAAUUGCAAAUGUCAACUCUAAAAACCAAAUUGUACUCAGCGGUAGCAUCGAGCGGAUUAAGCAUCUGUUGAUACAGCUUCGGCAGUUUUCGGGUCAUGAUCCGAGAGCUGUCCGCUUAAGGAGCGAGAGCCCGUUUCACAGCCCAGUUAUGAAACCAGCAGCAGACUACAUGCGAAAGGCUCUUGAGCAUGUGGAAAUAAAGUUUUCGGCAUCGAUCCCCUGCAUUUCAAACGUAUCCGCAGUUCCCUUCCGUUCAAAAGAAGAUCUCAAAGACCUCCUUUCAAGGCAGUGUGUGGAGACUGUAAGGUGGUGGGAUAGCAUACGAUAUCUUGAUCAGGAACGCGGGGUGAAACGGUGGAUUGGUAUCGGUCCCGGCAAAGUUGGAAGAAAUCUUGUGGGAAAGGAAGUCGGAAAGGUCUCUGCCCGAGGUGGAGGAGUGUGGGCGAUCUGUGACCCCAGAGAGAUUGAGCAGGUACUUACUGACUUAAGUAAAAGUAAUGAGAAUACAGUACAUUGAAUAUCAAUAAUAUAUAGAGAAGUGCUAUUAUAAUAUAAUAAUAAUAAUUAAAAAAAAAAUAAUUAAAAAAAAAAUAACCAGAAUUACCAGAAUCGGCUUUUUCACACAAAAUUACUCAAUUUUUUGAAUAAAAAACCUGUCAAUAGAUU